Echinostoma caproni is the source of this 5484-nucleotide messenger RNA. The record is from the annotation of a GenBank genome assembly. NCBI's taxonomy places the organism in Eukaryota, Metazoa, Platyhelminthes, Trematoda, Plagiorchiida, Echinostomatidae.
AUGUACGCGGAAAUAGUAGUAUUUUGUCCCAAAAGCUCUCAUUUACUCCGAAUUGCACGUCAUUUUCGUUUUCUUCCGUUCCAGGAUAGACCAGAUGAUAAUAUUCAUCUUGUCGCACAGUUGCGAGAACAAUUGAGUAAUAUGAAGACCGACUUGGUCAAUCAGAAAGCGGAAACCGCAGCCAUGCAAGCGCGUCAGCAACAUUUGGAAAAUUUGGUCCGCGAUUUGCGUCGCGAUAAUGUCGAUUUGCGGGAUCAGUUGGCGAAGUUGGACGAUGCGGAAAAUUCGCUGGCAGAAAGUGACAAACCACUGGCAGCAGGCACUCGAAUGCUCCAGAUUCAACUGGAACAACAAAACGAACGUGUUCGUGAAUUGCAACUGAAAUUGAACGCAUCACGUGACUAUACGGAACAGUUAGAAGCUCGAAUCGCCCAAUUUGAGCAAUCAUCUGCGAUCAAUCCCGGUAGCAAUAUCUUACCCAUAAUGUCCAGCCCAGGCCCAAUCAUGGUUCAGGUGAGCCAGUCUGAUGAUCCGCCAAAUGAGGUACCUGGUAAUACGGCUGAUAGUACCAUGCCUACUGUAACGCAACUUUUACUUCAAACAUUUCGACCUGCCACUUGUCUUGUUUCAUUGAAUGGCAUGGGUGCUUUGGAUUUACAGGGAACUAUGUAUGAUGCUAUGGAACGUGAUAUGCCUGGUUUCCGGGCUCCUCGAGUGGAUGACAAACUGCUACAGGACACGAUACGCACUUUCCAAGCUUUGUUGAGCGAACGAGAUCAAGAAUUGGCCCAACUGAAACAGCAUAUUCGUCAGCACGCGGAUGAUCUGAGUAUGCAUGAGCAGUGCAAAGUUAUCUUACCCCAACUGUUUGAGAGUGCUGUGCAAACUGAUUUGACCAUGGAACAAGCACAAAGGCUGGCUUCAGUCACUAAUACUUUGGCUGAGGGCGGCCUGUUGCUCACAUACGAUCAGAGUCAUGCAUUGCUCAAUGAAGUCUAUCAGUGCGUUGAUGCUCUGGGCUCAGACGACGACGAAAGUGCCAAAACGGAUCGUCCUACACGAGAUCAACUUCUUGGUUUUACGGAUCUGCUCACCGCUACCAAUCGACUACGUGCGCGUGUUCAACAGUGCCCGAAUUCCGGUGCUAUGGUGAACGGCGAAGUGCGGAAUCUGGUGAAAAUUGAGAUGAACGAGGCCUCGCUAUCGCCUCCCCCUGCCCCGGGGAAUGCUGUCACGGAAUGCGUCUUCUGGAGCAAAAGUUUUCGUCGUGGUUGGGAUCAGGGUGUUUAUACUGAAGUGAGGCGACCGAAAUCCCAUAUGAACUCCGAUUCCGCAGAUCGUUCUCAACCAAAUCAAGGUGAAAAGUCAACUGCGGAAGGUAAAAAGGGGCUAGAGCUCACCCAACCAGAUUCGAGUUCAGAUACGAGUAAGCUGAAUGUGACAAAAUCUGAGACCAGUGAACCACCCAAGCCUGUAACCGAUGAUAGUUUUAAAGAGGUGAUCGCGGAAACCAUACGGAUUUUGAAAGGGGAAAAGAAGAAACAACCAAAAGUGAAACCAGAACCGAUAAGCGAACGUUUCUUUGACGUUGGACUUCAGGUCGGUUCGGAUUUAGAAAUGGAGGCAGAAGAUGGUGUCUCACGGAGCACAGUGGACAGAGAGGCCGUGUCGCCUGUACGACGCGCAUUCAACAAGUGGUACCGCUUCACGCGAAAAGCUCGUAAAAAUCGAGAAAAAGAGCUUGGACGCUUGGGUGUGACCAAAGUGGGAACUACGGAUCCACGGAGGAGAACCUAUGUCUUGCCGGACGCACAACCCGCCAUUAUAGAAGAAACAACGACAGCUGUGGACGGGAGCCUUCAAAAGGACCAUCCUGACUCGCAAGUCGAUACGCAUGAAGAGAAAGAUUUACCAGCAACUGAAUCGGUCUCCAAAACGCCUGGCGUAUUGUCAAAAGAAGGAAGCAGAGCGGGGUCGGUGCGGCAGCAAUCGGUAUCCGAACCAGCCAAAAUGGAUCGGGCUGAUUCAUUCGAUACAGAAAAGUCUCGAUCGCCCUCGAAAAAGAAACAGUCUGUUUCGGAUUCUUACUCUCGCAGUUCUGUACAAGGUAUCCGAUUUGGUCCGGGUGGAUAUUCAUCACAACAGAUAGAUAAAUCUGACGUCCGAGCGGCAGAAUUCUUCCACAAACUCAUUCUUGCUCCUCAUCCCUCACUGACCCCGUUUAGAGCUGGCCAAACCAAAUGUCAUCCGGAUAUAUUCUUGAGCGGUUUGGAUCUCGUGCUCACGGAUCCGGCCGAACUGGAAACAUUCCAGUUUAUGGAUGACCUAGCUCAAGAAGCGUUCGCCUUCUAUGUGCUCAUGUACCCGUUCACUCGACACGUUUGCUAUUUCAUCAGUGGCAAACAUUGUCUUGCUCAUUCUUUGAUCGCACGGGACUGUGGUCAAAGCACAUUUUUUGAAGAAAUGUACACGGCUUGUGGACGACCAAAACUACUUCGAUCACACAUCGAGAAGUUAGUUUCAAGCACAGUACAGUCAUUGGCAAAACGUGUGCCGAAAACCGAUUUGAAUACGGAGGCGGUUUGUGGUGCUGACCAGACCGAUUUGGCAUGUAUCUUAGGUCAUUUUUUAUACUCUAAUUACCAUUAUUGGCGGGAAACAGUGACGGCUCAAACAAACGGAGCAACGGCUGUGAGGAAUAAAAGCGAAAAACGACGAUGGCUAGAAGAUGCGCUUCUAUGUUUGACGUUGAGUGGAGUCAGUACUGUGCUCUCCGAUGCCAUCCCGGCCGAUACGCAUGAGUGGAAAUCUGGAGACAGUAAAGCGAACUUAGCGGAAACAAUCAAUACACUUCUCACGCACUGGCGUAGCCAGUCCCCAUCGUGGCUGAUUGAGAAAUUGCGAACUGCGUUGAUCGAACUCCCUCGUCCCAGUCUGAAUUGGUAUGUGGCUGUGAUCGAUUUAUCUCACGUGCCACGUGAAGUUUUAUCCCGGAUACUAGGACGACUGUGCAUGCUGAGCCUGGGGCAUGGUGUUCUGGGGCACGGUUCUAACACGACCAGAUCGGUAGACACUGAUCGUCUGUAUGUGAACCACAUUCAUGGUAUCUUGCUACUUCGAAUGCGCCUUACAGCCCGUAUAUUGUAUCCGAUCAAGUCCGCUGCACAAGCCGGGGAUUUAAGUAGUAUGAAACGAGCAGUAGACGAACUCGGUCCCCCGUGCCCACAAUACCAUCUGAACGAACUGAUCACAACCACUGGUUUGGGUCCGUAUGCUCCACUUGCUGCUGAUCUACACGAUCCCAAAGUUCAGCCCACCUCGAAAUUAUGGCUACCCAAACACAAAUUCAUUCCCUCCACCGAUCCGUCUCUGUUCGUUCUUUCACGUCUGUUCAUUUGUAAAGCGAUGGACUUGAUUCGCACCUACACCCCCGUGAAUACUAAGGCGAGCACUAACGCCGCGUUACGAUUUGCACGUUCACUGAAAAUUGCCUUACCGAACAAUACACCGCAACGGCUAUCGUUGCGUUGGCUGUUGAGACAGUUGGAAGCACACAGGGAUUUGAUGUACGGCACUCGGGAUGUGGCCGGUCAACUGAUGCACAUUUGGUGUCAAACGAGCACGGAUUGGAAUCAGGACACACUGUCAUUGCAGACCACGAGACGAACCUUUGUGGCCAAUGUAUGGCGUCCGUUAGAACAGACUGUGCUCCGCUUUGCUGGCUAUUGUGAACGUGAUCUGGCCUUCACGGAACCGUCGUUCAUGUUUGUCCUGGUUGCGCUCGCGGAUAGGGAACAACUGUAUGCCAAUCGGAUCAAAUCGUUGUUGUGCACUCAGUUUUGGCCUUCUCCUGCCGCGGCAUACGCGCCCCUGUGGCAAACCGGGAAACGACGUUUGACAAGGUCACAGUCUGCGGCUCUGAAUCAAGGUCAAAUGGAAGAUCAACUCCUGGCUGAGAAACAAAGGGGCGAAGGAUACGUGCCAUCGGAUGUCGAUAGAUCGCCUGAAAGGAGUAACAGUCGGCGUAUGACUACGUCCAUGAUCGAUACGCACUCUGGUCGCAAACCGCACUCGCCCGAACACUACAACGGCCAACUGGAUGAGCUUCGUCAGACCGGUGACCUCGAAUCCGUCCGUGCGCAUCUGGGCGUGAGCGAACGACGACGACAAGAACUGGAACAUCGAUUAUUGGAAAUUACUGAGGAACUCUCACGCGCACGUGCCGAGGCUCGCUCCGCUGACACGAGCUUAGCCGCUGCACGUCGUACAGAAGCCGCGCUAAGGCGGCGAUUACUUGUCGCCAUGGAUAUGCAAGGUUCAUGCACGGAUCCCAGUUCGGUCCGGCACUCUUACAGUGGAACACUUAGUGCAGGCACGGAGGCACGGGAUGCACUUGAGUUACAGGCAGCACUCAUUAAAGCAGAGGCCACGAACGCAGCACUGACAGAAGCCGCACAGCUAGACCGAAGUCGUCUACACGAACAGGCUAUGCGUAUCGGGCAGUUUGAGGCCGAACACAGAGCCCUACUAGACCGUAUAUCGAUCUUGCAAACAACUGAAGCCAAUGCGCAACGUGGAAUAGUUCGCUUACAGGCUCUUUACGAGGAUAUGCUGCGCGAGUACUCAGAAUCACGUUCACAAGAAUUGAAUUGGCGCAGUCGUGAACGUUCCCGUUCCAACUAUCGACAGCAACAGAAUGAUUCAAAAAGCUCCAAGCCACCUACGGCAGCUCGUACAGACCCAAAUGUUUCGAAACUCCAACGUCAGAUUCAGGAUUUGGAAGCGGAAAACCGUGCCCUCAAGCAUACAAUUAAUUCUCAGAACUCGCCAGUUACGGCCGUGGUCUCGCAACCAGUUGGACCGUGCAAUUCACCCGCCUGCAUAGAAGUACGGCAUCUACUCAAAGCAUUCCAAGAACGCUUCUCCGAGGCUGUUGGACAGGCUGAGAAGUGCUUGGACACCCCUCACAUGGAAGACGGUAGUGAAACGAGUGGCACUGUGCGAAACGUCCUGGUCACUUCACUGCGCAACAAACUUACCAGUCUGCAACAGCUUCUCCGACACGCGGAAUCUGGCCUCGAUCCGGCCACUUUUGCAACUGAGAUAGCCACUUGCAAUCAGUUGGUUGCUCGUCUAGAAGGGUGGCUAAAUCGUUACAUGCAUCGUACCGAUGGUGAACUGUCUGAACUCAGAUCACGUCUGGUCGAACUGCAAAUAUCCGCUUUUGCUUCAGAAGCACCAACGUUCGUCACCUCGUGUACUGAGCGAGAAAAUGGACAUCCGUUCUCAUGCUCCAUCAGCCUGAACAAGAAGCCAAACACAGAAUUGCUUGCCCAACGCGAACAGGAAAUCAUGAAACUGCGAAAACAGUUGCGUGAGAUUGAAUCGGAACUGGAAUUAAGGAAAACGCAUUCGUGCGAAUCGCAGCCGUUACUUGCCCGAGCAGCUGAAAUUCGCACUGCAGUGUGGUUAUUUGUUCCCUGA